Messenger RNA from Lodderomyces beijingensis, 3762 nucleotides. The record is from the annotation of a GenBank genome assembly. NCBI's taxonomy places the organism in Eukaryota, Fungi, Ascomycota, Pichiomycetes, Serinales, Debaryomycetaceae.
AUGAAUAAUUACGAUGAUGUCUUUCUCAGGCAAUUGAACCCGCUUCUCCGCGUGCAAUUUGACUCGGAAAAACUACGACUGUCCCGAGUCGGUGAGCUGCUAGUCCGAAAUUUCAACAAGUACAACAUCCAUCAUCUGGUGUGGGACAACUGCAUAUUGAAGAACCGACUAUCGACCGCCAAGUAUAUUAUACAAUUUGAUGCUGCAGAAACGGUGGUGUUGCCCCCGCGUGGCAAGGUCCAAGGCGAACACGACGCAUUGUCGCCGUUCAAUACUACAUCACCCAUCUUCCCCAACGGCAUCCUUACACACCAUUGGCUUGCGAAAUACACCGAGAAGUUCCCCUUUGCCAUGGUUUACGUGGUGCAGUUGGACUCUGGCGGGUACGAGGACGACUCGGUCAUUGACAAGCUCAAGAUUUUGAAGUUGAAGUUGGAAGGUGUUGGUUGCAAAAACCUUGUGCUUGUGGUGGUGAGUCCCGAAGAGUUACAUAGCGAGAGAUUGGUGACGAUUCGCACCGAGCUUAAUUUACCCAAGCAUGGUGCAAUCUACCACGUGAGCGACUCACUAGAUGGUGGUAAUGACGAGCAUGAGGAUGAGCAUGAGGAUGAGCAUGAGGAUGGUGAAGUGUCGAAGCAGUGCGAUGCCAUGGUGCUGGGACUCAUCAGCAACCUCUCAAAAUUGGCCCUGGACUUUUACGGAAAUGUCGAGUACAAGAUCAAACUGAGAUACAAGAAAUACUACAAGUGUCCCAGCACGGAGCUAGUGGACACCUCGAUCGAGCUCACCCCCAAGUUUCUCGAGACGCGCAACUUGAUCAAACAGGGACUCAUUUUGGAACUUGUCCAUCCGAGAAACUUGGAACCGAGUGUCAAAUUGUUGGAAGUAGCCUACGAGGACCUAACUCAAAUACUCGAGACCACCUACGCCGUCAACUUGCUGGAUCACGAUACUGAAAUUUUGCAGCAAUUCAAACUGUUGCUUGAUGUGUUGGCCUUCCAUAUUGUGCGCGGUUAUUUUUCCUUGGAAGAGCCGAUCCGAGCACUUCAAAAGCACAAGACGCACAUCUUGAGCACGGUUGAAGUAUUGAACGCCGAUCAUCAUUGGAUCCUGACGCAGUACGAGUGGCUAGCGCAGCUAAUGCGAUUGAUCCCGUAUUCUGUGCUCACCAACUUGAACUCGAGUGCUAUUUUGAAAAUGAAAGAAUUGCAGCAUCGCAAGAAUUUGCAUUUGAACUUGCAUUCGCGACAAGCGGCACUUUUAAGCUAUUUCGGUGGGAUACAUACCCCGGAGUCCGAUUUGAUCACCAACCCCGGGUUGUGCUAUGUCAAGGCCUACGAGAUGAGCUCGGACCCAAGGCGUAGGAUUGAAUUGUUGCAACUGGCCAUCGAGCUCCUUGCGCUUAACUUGGCCAAUGCUACUGAACUGCAUCUGAUUUCCGGCAAGGAUAACUUGGUUUCGCUUAUUUCGUAUAUCAACUGGCUCGUGGCUGAGGAGUAUAUGAAGUUGGAACAGUAUGGCAAGGCUUCGGAUUUCUUGGAGAUGUCGUAUAGUUCCAUGGGGGUGUCCAAAUGGUUCAACAUUAGUCAUUUGCUCUUGGAAAAAUUGUUGGUGUGUUAUAUUAAAGUUGGCGACAAGAAGAUGGAGAUGAAUACGAUGUUGAAGCUAGGCACGAUGCCCAAGAGUAAAGAGUUGGACAAUUUCGAUCAAAAUUCAAGUGAGAAUUUGUUUGAGUUUGACAAUGGUAAAAAUAUGGUUGAGAUUGAAUUGUUGGAUUCCAAAUUGUACGAAAUGUUUGAUGUCGAGCCGUUGUUGGUGAGAACUGAGUUGGAGGGUGACACGGUUGUUUUGGACGAUGUGACUUUUCAAUUGAAGUUGAACUCAAAGUUGAAUACUGAAUUGUUAAAGUUGUUCUUGCCCGAGCCCAGCGAAGUUGAAAUCGUUAUAAAUCAAAUAGAUGUAACCCUCGCUAGCGGGACACCCCAGAAAUCCUUUUCGGGACUCAAGGAUAUUUCAAUAACUCACGACGAGUCCAAGGCCAAGGAGCAGGUUGUUGUAUUGCAAGGACAAGAGGUUGAGCGUGCGUUUGCCGCUUCGGCCAAUCUAGCAAUAAGUGAAUCUAGUGAGAUUAUUUUGCAACAUCACCAGCAAGCUACAUCUGCUGGACAGUAUCGUGUACACCUUGUCAAAUUGCAGAUUUCCGCCUUGAUCAAGCACAAUGGCAAAUGCAUCAAGUUGAACAAGAUUGAGUUGCAUCAAAAUUUUCUGCAAAGUUUCCAUCUUGGACGGAUGUAUGCUUUGGACGCGGCACCGAGACAAUUCCGGUUGAAGGAAGCCUUGCAUGUGUUGACGGUUGAUCGUAAAAAGCCCGAUGUCAAGUUGAAGUUGAAAAGAGAAGUGGACUAUUAUAUUUCAGGAGAAAAAUAUGUCAUGCCUGUGGUGAUUUCUUUCAACAGGAAGGAAUUAGCUGCUACUACUGCCAAGGCCUUAUUAGCGGUCAAGGUCAAGAAUGCUGAGUUUAAUCUAACGUGGGAUAAAUUGAAAGACGAUGAACCUUUGAAUUUGCUCGACAUUGGUGAUGGCGACGACGGCAAUACCGCAACUCACCUUUUGCAUAUGUAUAAGCGAGAUUGUGAAGAAACAGGAAUUGUGCUUGAUUUUGAAUUGAUAACUUCCGAUCGUGCAGAUACUUUUGGAAGUGGCGACGACGACCACGAGUCGCUGCUUGAUUCUGAGAUUACAAUUUUCAAUGUUGGAUCCUUUAAAUUCCCUGUUUUGCGUGACCCUUUUGAAGUGCAUUAUUCGAUACGGCCAGUAUACAGGGACUUUAAAAAGCUAGCCCCUCAAGCUUUGGAUCGUGCUGCGUCGCUUGAGCCAGAAAGUGAGCCUGGCACAGAAGAAGAGAAAUCAGCCGAAUCUCCCGCCUCGGUAACCAGCACGGCAACUGAUAAUAAGAGUCGAGAGUCCCCAGAGCGAGCUAGUGAAAAAGCCAUCCUAUUGAACAGAACGUGGAGAACGCUUUUGGGUAUAGCUGAUAAUUAUCGAGCCAUGAGCAGCAAUAGCAGCACGUUGGAAGGUCUUAAGAUUCUUGACGUGGACUAUAGUCUCACAUCACGAAACCCAGACAUUGUGAUUGAAACAUUGGAAAAUAUUGCUGGGUCGAAUGACCGAAUUUUCAUCACGAAAGCUAGAAACAAAUUCAGCUAUAGGAGCGUGGCAGUUCUCACUUCCAUUGUUAUUAAAUGGAGAAGGAAAGAUGAUGAUCAAACCGUGAACGAGUUUCAAUUUGAAAUUAGUCUCACUUUGCCAUUGAGCUCACCUCGUGUCCUACUCAUUGCUGAGGAGAGCAACAUUAGUGGUGGUGGUGGUGGUGGUGGUGAUGCUAUACCAGUUGAGCUUGAAUUAAAAUAUAUCUUGGAGAAUCCCACUCCCAACGCGUUGAAUUUCGCUUCGCAAUUGAGUGAUUUCAACGGCUGGUCGGUUAUAGACAGGCAAGAGAGCGACAAUGACACCACCACCGCGAGCGAUGAAGAUCUGACGUCCAUCCGAGACGGCCCAUUUACAGUUGCACCUAUUUCCAGCCACAUUGCAUCAUUCCACCUCAAGUCCCAACACCCAAUCGAAUCCACCACUUACAAACUCAAACUACCCAAUUAUAGAGUGUUUGACAUCAACUAUCGCGUGGGGUUGAUGCCCAUAAUAACGCAAUCGAAGGUCCAACUAAACGAAGACGAAAAUCGCUUAUAUUUAAAUAAUUUCUAA